Molecule: messenger RNA, 690 nt
Organism: Ipomoea nil (Japanese morning glory)
Lineage: Eukaryota; Viridiplantae; Streptophyta; Magnoliopsida; Solanales; Convolvulaceae
Product: ATP-dependent DNA helicase PIF1-like
Exons: 1
Coding region: 1-690 (229 amino acids)
Source: RefSeq, a predicted model, not a curated record
AUGUUUGUAAAUGAAAAUUCUGACCCCAAACGUCUUCUAGGUCGUGCUAUAUUAGCACCAACUCUAGAUGUGGUCAACACAGUCAAUGAAUAUAUGAGUGCGUUGCAUACUGCCGAAAGCAGGUCAUACUUUAGUUCCAACGCAGUAUGCAAAGCUGAUGACGACAAUGGUAUAAUUGGAGAUGUACACACACCGGAAUUUCUAAACAGCAUUAGAUUUUCAGGUUUACCAAAUCAUACGCUGACUUUGAAAAUUGGUUCACCGGUCAUGUUAAUGAGAAAUAUCGACCAUUCACUUUGUUUGUGCAAUGGUACUCGGUUGGUAAUCACAAAGUUAGCAGACCAUGUUAUUGAAGUCGAGAUAAUGACUGGUUCUAACAAAGGUACAAAAGUGUUGAUCCCCCGAAUGUCCAUGUCACCCUCCGAUCCAAAAUUGGCGUUCAAGUUUCAACGAAUGCAAUUUCCGUUGAUGCUAUCAUAUGCAAUGACCAUAAACAAAAGUCAAGGACAAACGUUAUCUCAUGUCGGAUUAAUACUAAAGAAAUCGGUUUUUGUACACGGUCAGUUGUACGUAGCUGCAUCUCGGGUUAACAAUCUAGAUGGUCUCAAAAUAUUGAUAGUAAAAGACUCAAGUUCAACAACUACAUCAACCACUAAUGUUGUAUAUCAUGAAGUUUUCAAUAAUUUGUAG